This is a messenger RNA of Penicillium daleae, 594 nucleotides long. Its product is annotated as putative cell surface protein. The coding region runs from base 1 to 594 and encodes 197 amino acids. The record is from RefSeq and is a predicted model, not a curated record. The transcript has a single exon. NCBI's taxonomy places the organism in Eukaryota, Fungi, Ascomycota, Eurotiomycetes, Eurotiales, Aspergillaceae.
AUGAAGACCUUUGCCCUCCCUGUCAUUCUCGGGCUUGCCAGCCUCGCGACUGCCCGCACCGACAUCAGUGGCUGCAUCUCGUCGCAAACCACGGAUCAAUGGCACGAAGCCAGUAUGAUUUGGUGGGUUCCCGACACUGGCGAGAUCUGCGACUUUGUUGACUGCGGUGGCGGUCGUGCUCCUCCCAAGACCACCCAGCCCGGUUGCCCUCUCUACUCCGGCACCGCGACUUUGACUCCCAGCUACAUGCCCGGUUGGGGUCCUAACGGCAAAUUGGCCGCUAGUACCACCACCGUCGCGCAGACCACCUCCUCCGCCAAGCCGACCUUGACUGGCGAGUCUAGUGAAAAGUCCACCACUCAGACUGAGAGUGGUGGCAGCAUGGUCACCGCUGCACCCACUAGCUCGCCCGUUGUCUCUUUGACCACGACUAGUUCGUCUGCCUCGAAGAUCGGAAACUCUACCACCUCUGGAAACUCAACUACUUCUGCUUCGGCCGCUGUUCAUACUGGUGGGGCUAGUGGAUUUGCCGCGACUAACCUGGCUGGUGUCAUGGUUAUCGUCGCUGCUGCGGUGGGCGCCGUUGCCCUGUAA